CCCUUAUUUUUGGGCAAGAGCGCCCGCAUUUGCAACCGCGUGGCUUCUCGACCAUUCAAGCCAUAGCCCGCUGUCGUGCGCUGCCGCUGGACAGGUCCCAGGCACCACACAAGCCGUGCCGGGCGAAUUGCAAGCCAGCCCAAAAGUCACACGUGUCGCGCGCCGCUGCAGCGAUCACCAAAGGCUGCAAAUCAUGGCCACCCCGGCGCUCACGCCGCGCCGCGGCGCGUACCUGGAACCCAAGGACGAGGACGACUCGCCGCGGUCGUCGACGCACGCGCCGUCGCCGGCGAUGGCCCUCAAGCACUUCCUGGCCGUCCUCAGGAAGAACUGGAUGCUCGUGGGCGUCGUCCUAAGCAUCGCGGGCGCGCGCGCGGCGCCGGCGGUCGGCGCGCGCGACGGGCCCCUCUAUCCAGAUAUAACGGUCAAAUACCUGGCCGUGGCCCUGAUCUUCUUCCUGAGCGGCCUUGGUCUGAGGCCGCGGCAGUUGGCCGGCGCCGUGGCCAACGUGCCCCUGCAUUCAUUAAUACAGGGCUUCACGCUCGUGGCCGUGCCGAUGUUCGUGCGGUACCUGGUCGCGCCCUUCCUCUACCGAGCGGGUUUAGAUAGGUGGCUCUGCGAGGGCUUGGUUGCUGUCGCGUGCCUCCCGCCGCCCGUGUCGUCGGCGGUCAUACUGACGAAGGCCGCCGGCGGCAACGAGGCGGCGGCCAUUUUUAAUUCCGCUUUUGGGUCGUUGCUAGGCGUGCUGGUCACGCCGAUCGAGCUCGUCGCGCUGGUCGACGCGGGCGGCGCGUCGUCGAACACGACGGGCGCCGGCGCGAGCGACGCCAUGCUGGCGACGCUGGGCCGGGUCUUCCGCCAGCUCUUCGUGACCGUCGUGAUACCUUUAUUCUGCGGCCAGGUCGCGCGGCCGCGGCUCGAGGCCUGGCUCGACCGCGCGAAGCCGCCUUUGUCGGAAAUCGGCCAGGCCACGCUCCUCCUCAUCAUCUUCACGACGUUUUGUGAUACGUUUAGCGGUAAAAGCGUCGAGAGCAGUCGGCGCGGCGCGCUCGCGGUGACGGGCUUUGUUGUAUUGAGUCUCCAACUCGUCUUCUUGGGCGCGGUCUUUAUACUGACGGCGACGACGAAAAUUCUAAGGAGGCCCUUGCCGCCGGGCGACGUCAUCUGCGCGCUCUUCUGCGCCUCGCACAAGUCGCUUACUUUGGGAAUUCCGGUCAUGAAGAUCGUCUUCCCGGACCACCCGCGCUUCGGGCUGCUGAGCGCGCCGCUCCUCAUGUACCACCCGAUCCAGAUCGUGCUGGGCGGCGUGCUCGUGCCGUCCGUGCGCGCGUGGGCGCGGCGGCACGCCGAACCGGCGGGCGCGGAGAUCGUUUAAUAUUUUGUCAUUU
Pelagomonas calceolata is the source of this 1388-nucleotide messenger RNA. The record is from the annotation of a GenBank genome assembly. NCBI's taxonomy places the organism in Eukaryota, Pelagophyceae, Pelagomonadales, Pelagomonadaceae.